AUGACCUUUGCAAAGGAAGUCAUUAUCGAAAGCAACUUCAACGAUCAGUCAUACUACGAAGCAGACAAUUUGAAAGACCUUUUUCAGACUAAGUCAAGCGUGCUACCUAAGUUCUGGGGAACACGAACAGAUCUGGCCAUGGAUAUCGCCACCAAAGAGUUGUUCACCAAACAAGGAGGAGACAGGUCUGAUGCUAAAAACGUCCUAAUCAUGUUUACAGAUGGGAGACCUGUCAAGACGAAGUGGGAUAAACGACCUGAUGUUCCGUUUGAGGAUUUCCUAAGGGCAUUAGAGAGUAAAGGUGUGAGCGUAAUUGUGGUAGCAGUCGGUCAAGAAGCAUUUCAAGAAAAAUCAACAAUGUCCAAGAUUGCUGGCGAGCCGAAGGGAGUAUUGCUUCUGUACCCUAAUUUUGAUGACCUCUCAGGACAUUUGGACGAUAUCGUCGAAGCUACUUGUGAAACACCUGUUCCUGAACCGGAAGAAACACCUGUUCCUGAACCGGAAGGUAAGUGUCUUGAUCAAAAGAUGGAUAUCGCCAUAGUGGGUGACGUUUCAAAAUGCAUAGACAAGCGGCAGCGAAGUAAGAAGACUGAACUGAUCAAUGAGCUGGUGGAAAGGAGAGGCGUUUCCUCAUCAGGAAAUCACUUUGCUCUCGUCACCUUUGCGAAGGAGGUCGUUAUCGAAAGCGACUUCAACGAUCAGUCAUACCACCAGGAGAACGAUUUGAAAGACCUUGUUCAGGAAAAAUUAAGGGUGAUACCUAAGUUCUGGGGAACACGAACAGAUCUGGCCAUGGAUCUCGUCGCGAGAGAGCUGUUCACCAAACAAGGAGGAGACAGACCUGAUGCUAAGAACUUUAUAGUCGUGUUUACAGAUGGAAAACCGUUUAAGUCGAAGUGGGAUAACCGACCUGAUAUAUCGUUUGAGGAUUCAUUAGAAAUUUUGAAGAGCAAAGGUGUGAGGAUAAUUGUCGUGGGAGAGAACGAUUUGAAAGACCUUGUUCAGGAAAAAUUAAGGGUGAUACCUAAGUUCUGGGGAACACGAACAGAUCUGGCCAUGGAUCUCGUCGCGAGAGAGCUGUUCACCAAACAAGGAGGAGACAGACCUGAUGCUAAGAACUUUAUAGUCGUGUUUACAGAUGGAAAACCGUUUAAGUCGAAGUGGGAUAACCGACCUGAUAUAUCGUUUGAGGAUUCAUUAGAAAUUUUGAAGAGCAAAGGUGUGAGGAUAAUUGUCGUGGGAGUAGGUAAAGACGUGUACAAAGAAGGCAAGGCAAUGUCAGAGAUUGCAGGCGAGAAUGGAAAAGUGCUACUGUACCCUGAUUUUGAUAACCUCUCUGGACAGUUGGACGAUAUUUUGAUAGCUACGUGUG
This is a messenger RNA of Stylophora pistillata, 1372 nucleotides long. RefSeq names its product matrilin-1. Lineage: Eukaryota; Metazoa; Cnidaria; Anthozoa; Scleractinia; Pocilloporidae. The record is from RefSeq and is a predicted model, not a curated record.